Molecule: messenger RNA, 1866 nt
Organism: Yamadazyma jaroonii
Lineage: Eukaryota; Fungi; Ascomycota; Pichiomycetes; Serinales; Debaryomycetaceae
Source: the annotation of a GenBank genome assembly
AUGAAUUCUUCAGAAAUUGAACUACCGUAUCCAAAAAGUUCCCAUGUCACCAACCAUUGGAAGUUACUUUAUGCUUUCAAGAAAUUGAAAGCUACCAUCAUCAACCAACCUCAACUUGAGACAUCCCAAGAGAAGGAGAAACAUUGGCAAUGCUACGUGACUUUAGCUUUCAGGAGAUACAUUAUUUUCGUCAGUGGUUUGAAGUAUCUUUUCAAUAUUGUCGAGGUUGGAGAUAAUGUCUCCGAAGAGACAGCUGUAGAAGGUAAGGACAAAGAAUCGGACACACAUGAUAAGCAAGAGGAAUUCGGGGAGCUAAUGGAUAAGUUGUUGCCUCCUUUGGACGUUAUUAUGAUCUGGCAUUCUUUCAUGUUGAACCCUAAAAGUUAUUUGGGUAAUAUGACUUGCAAUCAAAUGGAUUACCUUUUAAACUAUUCUUUCCCCUUAGACAAAAUUGCAGCAUCUAUUUCCGAAUCCUCCUUCUUAUUCUCCCCAGAUCAAGAACAGAAAGGUAAUUUUAUGAUAGUAGUAGACGAAGCGAUGGAUACUUUAGGAUUGGAUGAGAAUUUCGGAUAUGACAGUUAUGAAAUAAAACCUUUGCAAGACUUAACAUUGCCGAUUUAUUGUCCAUGUGGUGAAUUAUUAGUAAGGGCUCCUCUUACCAAGCAAGGAACUGGAUUCGCUGAUAAAUCUUUCCGAAUGGAAAACGUUGAUCAAUGCCAAUGUGCUAUGGGUCCAGUAUUAACCAUGGAUAUCUUGAGAAAACGAAAGUUUCUUUAUGAUCGUGAUCUUUUUGACGUUCUCCCAACUUGUUAUAAAUACUAUGGUCCAAAAGACCUUGGAUUUAAGACAUCCACAGAUACUUUGUUUAGAGAUUCCAACAAUAGCACCAGAUGCAUCCUUAGACACCCAAUGGAAGACAAAGAAUUGAAAUUUUUCAUUCGUGAUUUAUUCAUCAAGAAAGCUUUGGCAAAGGAGGAUCUUUUGGUUCUUAGAGAUUACGUGGAACUUAAUCCAGUAUCUUUGACUGUGCCACAAACACCAUCCACUUUCCAAGUUCAUGAGGAUCUAGUGGUGGCUGUUUUGAGAAAUGAUAGAUUUGUGGAUCAGAUAACGAUGGAUGAUUUGCUGGAAAAUCCUUAUGAUACAUCCAUUAUACCCAGAGCAAUCAUUAGGUAUGAUAAUUUCUUCAGAUUGAUGAGAGAUUGGCCAGGUAUGGUCAUACCGACGUUGGAUAUUGAUUUAGUAUGGCACACACAUCUUUUGAAUUUCCCAUCCUACUCUGAAUAUUCAAAGGUUGUUGCUGGUCAGAUCAUUGGUCAUCAUGAUAAAAUCGAUGAAGAGAAGUUGGAUAAAUUAUGGGACAAAAGUUGUGAGCUAUAUAAAACAAAAUACGGCGAACAAUUGUCCUUAUGUUCAUGUCCAUAUUGCUCCAUUGAUAGAUCGCCCAAAGGAAUGUUUUCCUUUUCUCGAAUACUAUUUUCCAAGCCACCACCACCCAAAGACCCAUUCAUUGACGACCAUUUUUACCAUAUAAGUUACCAUAACGUAACAGAAUCACCCCCUCAAGAUCCUCACGAUAUAAUGAAAAAACAAUCUCAGACUAUUGAAUUUCCUUGGAGAACAUUGAAACAACCUACCGAUUAUGUCAAUGAUCCUUUUGUCAACUUUGAAGCCGAAGAUGUUGCCCUUGGAGAUUUCUAUAAAAGUUCAAGUCUUUAUGAUCUGGCCAGUGUAGUUUACUCUAAUUCUUUCCUGAGCUAUGCUUACAAGAAUGUAGAAUAUUCAGAACCAAGAAAUUUAGGCGUAUUUUAUGCUCCCUAUGGUUUUGGUGGUAAUGGAUUGGGUACAUGGAAUGAAGAAUUUUAA